Chrysochloris asiatica (Cape golden mole) is the source of this 5550-nucleotide messenger RNA. RefSeq names its product von Willebrand factor D and EGF domains (gene VWDE). The transcript has 31 exons. The coding region runs from base 1 to 5550 and encodes 1849 amino acids. Gene Ontology annotation, cellular component: cell surface; extracellular region. The record is from RefSeq and is a predicted model, not a curated record. Gene Ontology annotation, biological process: anatomical structure development. NCBI's taxonomy places the organism in Eukaryota, Metazoa, Chordata, Mammalia, Afrosoricida, Chrysochloridae. Gene Ontology annotation, molecular function: calcium ion binding; signaling receptor binding.
AUGAUUGGCCAAGCUUGCGCUCUGAUGCUUGCGCUCAUGCUCCUCACCCCAGGGACAGCUCGAGAGUGUUCUCCUGGGGGACACCAAAUUCUCCAGAGUCCUUAUAGAAGCAUCCAUUUUGAUGCAAUGCACCUCCAGCAGUCAGCUGCUCAAAAGCUGAUAUGUGACCAUUCCCUCUCCCCUGGAUGGUAUCGUUUUCUCAUCUUUGACAAACCUGCGGAGAUGCCAACCAAAUGUGUUGAGAUGAACCACUGUGGAACACAGGCACCGAUCUGGUUGUCUCUGAGAGACUCAGAAACACUGCCUCCACCUGGGGAGAUUAAACAACUGACAGCUUGUGCCACAUGGCAGUUUUUGUUCAACACUACAAAAGACUGCUGUCUCUUUCGAAUCCCUGUGUCUGUAAGAAACUGUGGAAAUUUUUUUGUGUAUUUACUACAGCCCACUCAGGGAUGUAUGGGAUAUUGUGCAGAAGUUACUUCUGAUGCAAAAUUACAGCAAUGUGAUCCUGAUGAAACUGAAAUUGGAGGUGAUUGUGUUCGUCAGCUGUCUGCUUCAUUGCCACCAACACUUCCAGGAAGGCCUGAGGUGGUGGUAGAAUUGAUUGAGUCCAGGCUUUUCUGUAGAUGUGCCUUUGAUGUUUCUCCUACAGAUGACUCUGUGGGAUUUCUCAUAACCUGGUCUAGGCUUUCUUCUCAACAAUUCAAAGAGGAGCUGAAACAAGAGACCACAGUUCAGGCGUUCUCUCUUUUAGAACUUGAUGGCAUAAAUCUCAGGCUUGGGGACAAGAUAUUUUGUAGUGCUUCUGUCUUUUUCUUGGAGAAACCACAUGUACAAAGUUUAGCCGUGGAAAGCCAAGAAUUUUUUGCAGGCAUUAAGUUACAUCCUGAAAUGAGCACCAUUUCAGAAGAUGGGAAAGAAUACCAGUUGAGAAUACAAAGCACCAUUCCUGUUGUUUGUUCUGAAUUCAAUGAGCUCGAUCAAGAAUGCAAAAUCUCAUUAACACUGAAAACUGUUGAUCAAGGUAAAGAACAGCGAGGCUUAAAUUUGGCACUCUCUUCCUGUCACGUGGAUCUUCAUCGGACAUCAUCCUGUGAUAAUGAAACCUGUAGCCACGCUGUUGUGUACUACACUGCUAUAACAGAUUUUUCUCAAGAUGGAGAUAGAAUUACGAACGUUCUGGUGGAUCCUAUAGUCAGUGAGGACUUCCUGUGGAACAGCUACAUUCCAGACAGCAUCCAGAUCAGAGUAAAAGAUGUCCCAAGUGCUUACUGCUACUCAUUUACUGACCCUCAUAUAAUUACAUUUGAUGGCAGAGAUUAUGAUAAUUUCAAGACUGGGACAUUUGUGCUCUAUAAGAGCACAUCUCGUGAUUUUGAAGUCCACGUACGUCAAUGGGUCUGUGGAAGUUUUCGCUAUCCUGUGUCAUGUAACUGCGGAUUUGUUGCCAAGGAAGGAGGUGAUGUCGUUACUUUUGAUAUGUGCAGUGGUCAACUACAUGAAUCACAGCCAUAUUUAUUUGUAAAGAGUCAAGAUGGGACUAACAACAUCAAGAUAACUGAAGCUUACUUAGGAAGAAAAGUCACAAUUUGGUUUGUUUCUGGAGCCUUUAUCCGUGCUGACCUCAGUGAAUGGGGCAUGAGUUUAACAAUUAGGGCCCCUAGUACAGAUUAUAGAAAUACAUUGGGACUUUGUGGCACCUUUGAUGGAAACCCAGAAAAUGACUUUCAUGAUAAAAAUGGGGUCAAAAUUGAUCAAAUUUUUAAUAAUCUUGUUGCUUUUAUUCAUGAAUGGAGAAUUUUACCAGGGAAAAGCAUGUUUGAUAUAAUGCCUACUCCUCUGACAUCACCUGAGAAAAUAUCCUAUUGUAGCUGUUCGGUGGACACUGUUUCAUUGCAUCUGGCCUCUAAUUUUCUGGACAAUGGUUAUCAAUCAGAAAUUGUUUCACAUUGUAAAGACUUCAAACAUGUCAGAUUCUCUUCUUUGAUACCAGAAUUAGAUGUCACUUCUGAAUAUAUUAAUUCAGAAGCUUUUUUAAGAGAUAUGAACAAACAUUUAUCUGAAGAAGAAAAUAAUUUAAAUUCCUUUCUUCCUGAUCAAAAGUAUGUAAACCUAAGCACAUUGAACUCAAAUUUACAAGCACUUCCUAGAAAUGAAAUACAAGAUACAACAGCUUUGAACCAUGAGACACACACACAGAACCAGGGGAGCCACAUCCAAGAAAUGGGGUGGAAUCCACAAAAGAGAUGGAAGCGGCAAAACUUUUAUGACUUUCUUCCUUUGUUUGCUUUGCAAAGUCUCAGCCAAAUUGACCUAGAUGAAUUUAGCUAUUUUUUCCCUGAGGACCAUGCUGAUGAUGUCCAACAAGAGUUUGACCAUUCCUGGCCCACACCCUCUGGUCUCACCGAACACAAUACCUCUGAACUCUGCCACCAGACUCUAGCCGACUCCAGCAUAGGAAGACACUGUCGUGCUUUUCUUGGCAAGAGGUUAGACAGUGUUAUAGAUAUGUGUGUUAAGGAUCUACAGUUAAAAGAUGAUCUUAGCUGGGCAAAAGCAGGUCUGGCCCUUUUAGAAAAUGAAUGUGAAAAGAGGAUUUGGGAAGAAGGAAAAUACAACACAGUCGAAUAUGACAAAUUGAUUGAAGACAUUCUGUUGGUAUUGAAAUGCCCUAAUUUAUGCAGUGGCCAUGGGCAGUGUAUGGAAUGGGGAUGUGCAUGUUUCCCAGGCUUUAGUUCCUAUGAUUGCAGUGAUGUGUAUGACAAAGCUCCUGAAAUUACAGAACUGGAGAAUGCUGGGUUUUGUGAUGUUCAAAAAUAUAAUUGCAUGAUGGUGAGAGUUUUUGGUCUAGGUUUCAAAGAAUUAUCCUCUAUUAAAUGUGAAGUCACUAAACUGCAGUAUAAUAGCAGUGAAUGGGUCCUUGGAGAACCCAUCUAUGCCAAUACUGUUUUUCAAAAUAGUAGCAACGUUGUUUGUCAGCUGCCAGCUGAUAUACAGCAGUCUGAUACCAUGGAUCUGAUGGGUGGAAAACCAAUUGUGAAAUUGCAAAUAAAGGUAUCCAACGAUGGCUAUAGAUUCAGUAAUCCCAAAAUAUUGAUCAUAUAUGAUAGUUCUUGUCAUGUUUGUCGUCCCUAUGAAAACAACUCAUGUACUGCAAAGGAGAAAGUUUGCUUUAUCGAUGGACUCUGCUAUGUUGAAGGGGAUAAAAAUCCUACCAGCUCUUGUUUGAUAUGUAGACCUAACAUUUCACAAUUCACGUGGUCAUUUUCAGAAAACAACCAACCCCCAGUAAUUCAAGUACCACAAGACAGAUUGCAGGCAUUUUAUGGAGAAAACUUUACGUACCAAUUCAUGGCCUUUGAUCCAGAAGGCUCUGACAUCCGUUUUACCUUAGACUCUGGUCCUGAAGGAGCAAGUGUUUCCCCCACAGGACUGCUUAUGUGGAAAACAGAUUCACAGACCCCUCAACUAUUCACUGUAUACCUAAAUGAUGAAUGCCAGGCUAAAACUAGAGUCACCAUUGAGGUGACCUUGAAAUCUUGUGAUUGCAUGAAUGGCGGAUCAUGUGUGUCUGAUAUGAACUUUCCUCCAGGAAGUGGGGUAUACCUAUGUGUCUGCUUGCCUGGUUUUCGGGGUGGUCUUUGUGAAAUAGACACCAGUGAGUGCCAAUCUAACCCCUGUGGUCAUGGCAGAUGCAUUAGUGGUUUUCACAGUUAUUCCUGUGAUUGCCCCUCUCAGUUCAAAGGCAAAAAUUGUCAGGAAGAUGUUGAUGAGUGUGAAUCCAGUCCUUGCAUUCCAGGAGUAGCGUGUUUCAAUACCUUUGGCUCCUAUCAUUGUGGUUCAUGCCCAAAAGGAUUUCAUGGUGAUGGGAAAAUGUGUCAUGUACAAAUGUAUUAUGUCAUGCAACAAGCUGAUAUAAACAAGACAUAUCCUAUGGCAACAGAUACAGAUUUUCAGCCACCGUCAACUGAGAAUUCACCAGCUGGUACAAGCGUUACCCACAGUCCUGCUACGAUCAAAAAGUUCUUGAAUACAACCAACCAGAUCUCACACUUAUUAAAAUCAAUUACAACUCAAGUUAAUAACUCCAAGAAGUUUAUUUCCAACCAUAUAUCUGGUUUUGAACAUGUGGAUCAUGCUCUCAGUACAAUUCUGAAUCUGGAAGAUGUGGAAGUUUCUGCUGACAACCUCAGUUCUUUAAGCACCAACCCAAACAGCUCUUAUGGCAAAGAAAAGGGUAUUCAGAGCACCAUGCAAACAGAGGCAGGAGAGUAUGAUUCUCAAGUUCACAGAUCUUCCCAAGGCUAUCCACAGUCUAAGGAGGGGUUUGAAUUAUCAGUUACUAGAGCAAUCACUAUCUCACUGGAAAAGCCUGAAUCACCCAAGAUACCAACUUGUGCCGAUUCACCUUGUUUUCUUGCCAUUUGUAGACACCCAUGUGGAAAAAACAGGGACUGUGUUGCCCCAAAUAUAUGCAAAUGUAAACCUGGUUACACUGGUUCUAACUGCCAAACUGCUGUAUGCCACCCUGAAUGUAAAAAUUAUGGAAAAUGUGUUAAGCCUAACAUUUGUGAAUGUCCUCUAGGACACAGUGGAGCAACCUGUGAGAAAGAACAUUGCAACCCACCGUGUCGACAUGGUGGCACAUGCCUGGCUGGCAAUCUCUGCACUUGUCCUUAUGGUUUUGUAGGACCAAGGUGUGAAACCAUGGUUUGUAAUAGGCACUGUGAAAAUGGAGGUGAAUGUAUUACACCAGAUGUUUGCCAGUGCAAGCCUGGAUGGCAUGGACCCACCUGUAGUACAGCUUUGUGUGACCCUGUUUGCCUCAAUGGCGGAUCCUGUAAUAAACCAAACACUUGCCUCUGUCCAAAUGGAUUCUUUGGUGCACAGUGUCAGAAUGCUAUCUGUCAGCCUCCCUGUAAGAAUGGUGGCCACUGCGUGAGAAAUAAUGUGUGCACCUGUCGUGAAGGAUAUGCUGGCAGGAGGUGCCAAAACAGCAUCUGUGAUCCUAUAUGCAUGAAUGGAGGAAAAUGUAUGGGACCAAACAUUUGCUCGUGUCCUUCUGGAUGGAAAGGGAAACGAUGCAACACCCCUAUCUGCUUUCAGAAAUGUCAAAAUGGUGGUGAAUGUAUUGCUCCAAACCUGUGCCAUUGUCCUGCCACCUGGGAAGGAAUGCAGUGCCAAAUACCAAUAUGCAAUCCAGAAUGUCUUAAUGGAGGAAGAUGCACAUUUCCCAACAUGUGUUCUUGCAGCACUGGAUAUUCUGGAAUCAGAUGUGAAAAGAAAAUUCAGGUAUUUUACAUGAAUAUUAAAUACUGCAGGGCACGUCCUCGCCCACGACCUGCCCCAGCCGUUGGAGAGGCUGAAGAUAAUCAGCAAGCAGCCAAUGGUCCGAACCAGCCAUCUGCUCGCAGUGGAUACCAGCGUCCAUACAACUACCGCGCCGCCCCCGUCUUCCUACUGCUCCUUCACAAGAUGGCAGAGACCAAGGCAGGUGAAGCCCCAACUGAGAACCCUGAUCCAGCCACCGAGCAGAGCAGUGCUGAGUAA